Gracilinanus agilis (Agile Gracile Mouse Opossum) is the source of this 1560-nucleotide messenger RNA. RefSeq names its product fatty acid hydroxylase domain containing 2 (gene FAXDC2). The transcript is spliced from 9 exons. Gene Ontology annotation, biological process: sterol biosynthetic process. NCBI's taxonomy places the organism in Eukaryota, Metazoa, Chordata, Mammalia, Didelphimorphia, Didelphidae. Gene Ontology annotation, molecular function: C-4 methylsterol oxidase activity; iron ion binding. The record is from RefSeq and is a predicted model, not a curated record. The coding region runs from base 90 to 1022 and encodes 310 amino acids.
CUCCCCCCACAAUGGUGCACUAAGUUGAAGUAUGUGGACAAUACACAUCAACAUAGCCUGUUGCUGAGGAGGGAUAUAUCUGGGGCUCAAUGAGGAGGACAGCCUUCAUUCUGGGCUCUGGCCUGCUGACGUUUGUGGCUUUUUGGAACUCUGUGACCUGGCAUCUACAAAAAUUCUGGGGUGCCUCAGGACACUUCUGGCAAACCCAGUGGGAGAAGCUACUUUCUACUUUUGCGGAAAAGGAGUGGAUCCUCUUCUGUCUAGGUGUAGCUCUUAUUCCUUCCAUAGUAUUUUGGAGUUUUAAUGCCCUUCUUCUGGUGGUGGACACAACUGGGAAGCCACAUUUUAUCUCCCGCUACCGAAUUCAAGAUGGCAAGAAUGAUCCUGUGGACCCAACAAAACUCCGCCAGGCCCUCAAGACAGUCAUCUUCAACCAAUAUGUUGUCUCCUUCCUCAUGCUGGUGUCGUUCUACCCCUUCUUCAAGUGGCGAGGAGAUCCUUGCCGCCCUGAGCUGCCCACCUUUCACUGGUUCCUCCUAGAGCUGUCUGUCUUCACACUAAUAGAAGAAGUCCUGUUCUACUACACACACCGGCUCAUUCAUCACCCCAUAUUCUAUAAGCGAUUCCAUAAGAAACACCAUGAGUGGACGGCCCCCAUCGGUGUGGUCUCUCUCUAUGCUCAUCCUGUGGAGCAUAUGGUCUCCAACAUGAUGCCAGCCAUGUUAGGUCCCCUGGUAAUGGGCUCUCAUCUGUCCUCCAUCACCAUGUGGUUUUCCUUGGCUCUCGUCGUCACCACCAUUUCUCACUGUGGCUACCAUCUGCCUUUUCUGCCUUCACCAGAAUUCCAUGACUACCAUCACCUCAAAUUCAACCAGUGCUACGGAGUGCUGGGGGUACUUGAUCACCUGCAUGGGACUGAUACCACAUUCAAGCAAACGAAGGCCUAUGAAAGACACGUGCUGCUACUGAGCCUUACUCCUCUCUCUGAGAGCAUCCCUGACCCACCCAAGAAGAUAGAGUGAGAUGGCACGGGCCGCUCACCCUCAUCCCCACUGCUCCUGGCAGGGGGCCAGCCCCAUUAGACCUAGGAUGUCUCCCUUGAUGAACCAGAGCUGAUAAUUCUGCCAAAUGACUUUCUAAUGAGACAGAUAAGGAAACAGACCCAGAAAAAAACAGCUUGUCCAAGGUCACAAGAAGGGUAAUUUGCAGAGCUGGUAUAUGAACCCAGGUUCUCUAACUCCAAAUCCAGGGAUCGUUCCGCUGUUACAAAUUUUAAAGUUCAUUCUCAAAUGAAUCUCAAAGUUCAUUCCCUUUUCUACCUUCCCACUCUCCAGAACAUGAUACACCUUGUGCUUAUCAUGGCCAGAGAAGAUUCUCUUCAGCUAUCUCCCAAGGAUCCCUUCCAAGAUUAUCUCAAAGUACCCCAGCCAAAAGCUGGGUCACUUGCAUUUAGUCUCAGAGUACGACUCUGAGCUUGAGGCCACUGUUGGUGUCCCCUGUAAUCCAUGUCUGCAAAUAAAAAAAACAAAACUCCAACAAAACUUCAGAAGUACUGUCAAU